UCUAUUCGGCAUGGGGUUGAUGAGUACUAACUCUGACCUUGAACUUGUGGAUAUAUUCUAUUCUAGACCAUGCAACACGCGUUGUUAUCUUCCAUGUGUGUUAUUUUUAUUAGACAAAUCCGAUUACAUGUGUUGAAAAAGUGACGUUAUUUCCUAAUGUGGUUUCCGGAGAUUACGUAUGUGUGUUCUACGUCACAUGAUAAAAACACGAGGUAGAUAGACCCACACGAGGGAACACACUAUGCAGGGGUCAAGGACUCGGCCCGUGUCCACGGCCGCCACCUCCCCCACCCUGUGUGAGAAACAUGGCGGUCUGUCUUGCCUGGAUAACGGCGGGCCGGCCCACAACAAGCACCUGGUGGUCAGUCUGGAGGAGCUGGACAAACUGUCCCGGCAUUCCCUCAACUGGGAGGAGUUUUUUGGGUCAUCUCUGGACCUCGCGCCGUCCCUCCUCAACAUCUAUGAUGACAUCGCUUCCUCUGGAACCAGAAUGGACGGCACUGACGACCUUGAUGGCAGCCUAACCCAGAACAAGGUCACCAAAACACAGUCGUUACCCGCCAGAGCAUCGCGACCUUUCAGCGGUCAAGGUCAUGUGGAGUUGAUGUCCACGAUCAGCGAACCGUACGAGGGGUCAGUGUCAAUGAUGGAAGCAGAGACUGCCACAGCAGAAGAUCAGCAGACGGACAAUAAGAAAAGGCCGUUGAGCAUCAGCUCCAUGUCGUCUGCGUCUACGUCAUCACUGCCGCGGUUGAGAAAAAAGCGGGCGAACCAGAGAGGGCGAGUCCUUGAGGAAGGGGAGUCGAAAAACGCGGAGAUUGUGGAGAUGUCUGCCAGACUGGCGUCAGACAUGACGCAGACUUCAGCCGAGUCAAGGAACAGCGUGGACAGCGGGUGCGUCGUUGGGGAUCGACACGGGGAUAAAAAUUUUGACAAUAUGAGCAUUACGUCAUCGGAAACCGGGAGUAUAAGAGACGAGGUGGACUACCAGCGGGACUCUUCCUCGGCACUCUCAUCGUCUCCCAUGACGGAAACUUCUGGAAAAUUAUCUCAUGGUUCGCCUAAACACGGUGACUCGUACCCGAGUUCUCCCCACACAUCAUCGUCUAACUCUCCUUCUAAAACAGCAGGAUCGAAACACGCCGUGGACUCGCCCGCUACAGGUGAGACAAAACAAAAAACAUGGACGCCAAAAAAUAAAAAAUCCAACUCUUUUUCUCAAGAUAACGGAAGAAAAUCUACAAGCAAUAACUCCGUGGAGCCAAGACUCCGACGAGAGAACCAUCAACCUGUACAUUUAUCAUCCUCGUUAUCAAAUUCUUCUUCAGCCUCUUCCGUUUCCCAGAGUUCCGCAGCAGGAGUUCCAGAGAGCACCCGGCGAUCUCUCAGCACGUCCCAACGCCAUGAAGCGCGGCAACGAUUUUUCUCAAACUACGAGGAACACAUCGGCUUAUCCUCGCCCACAUCCCCGACCCACGCCGACCCCUUCACGACCCACCGCGCGGACCAAUCCCAGUCCAAGUCUCAUUUCGACCAAACAUCCUCCCACCAAACAUCUCCACACCAAACAACAGCAGCACUUCCUACAGAAUCAUCACACAGACCCACAUCAGGGAACACCCGCCGGAGGGACCGAGAAAACUCCUCCCAGAGCAGCCAAAACUCGGACAAAUCUUCCCGUCAUCCGGACCGCAAGACAAAACCCAGCGGCGACAACCCAGCAUCCGGCAAGUCCGGCUUCUCCAAGUCGAUGAAGAAGAAGGACACGCCCCUGGAGUCGAGCAGCCGUUCGAGUCCGGUCUACGUGAGUUACGUGCAGCGGGUGGUAACGGAGAUCCUGGAAUCUGAGAGGACUUACAUCAGCAGCCUCGUGGACAUCAUCAAGGGCUACCUUGAGCCGCUAGAGAGCAUCCUUGUGUCACGUGAGGAACGUGAGGACAUCGACUGUCUGUUCGGGAACAUCCGGGAGAUCUACACAUUCGGCUGCAAAUUUUUGGAGGACCUUGAACUCACAGACGCUGACCCCGUCAAGGUCGCCCAGUGCUUCGUUAAACACAACAAAGGCUUCGUCAUCUACGCAGACUACUGCACUAAUUACCCAAGGGCUGUAGAAGUAUUGACCCGUUUCAUGCAGCACCACGAACUGAGCGAGCUAUGCAAGGAGCGCCAGAUGGCCCUGGGGCACGGCCUGCCCCUGGGGGCCUACCUGCUCAGGCCCGUACAGAGGAUCCUCAAGUACCACCUGCUUCUACAGAAUAUCGUGAAGAACUACGAGAAAGAUGGCAAGGAAGUUGGGAUCUUGGAGCAGGCGUUCCACCACAUGACCGAGAUGGCGCACCACAUCAAUGAGAUGAAGAGGAAGCACGAGCAUGCUGUGAGGAUUCAGGAGAUUCAGAGCCAGUUGGAGGAUUAUGUGGGGGAGGAUCUGACACGCCUGGGGGAGCUUGUCCUGGAGAGCUCAUUCCGUGUGUAUGGUGCUAAGGCAUCCAGGCAGGUGUUUCUGUUUGAGAGAGGACUUUUGAUUAGCAAAAAGAAAGAUGGGGGCAUGUUGAGCUGCAAGACAUUCAUCAUGUGCUCUGAUCUAAUGCUGGUGGAGGUCAUCCCUAAUGAGCCGUUAAGUUUUCACGUCAUUCCGUUUGACAACCCACGGGCCCAGUACACCUUACAGGCAAGAAACAUGGAGCAGAAGAGGCGCUGGUGCCAGGAGAUUAAGAGGCUGAUUCUGGAGAGUUUCAAGGGGAGGAUACCAGACAACGUCAAGAACCUGGUUAUGCAGCUUGGCUCCAACCAUGAUGAUGAUUAUGUCACCAAAGAAGCUUUAGAGGCUGUGAGGAAAAACCAACACACAGCUCCAGAGUAUCUAGAGAAGAGAAGGUUUAGAAGGAAAUCUGGGUCACGUUUGCCAGAUUUCAGCUUGCUAAAACCACAAAAUAGGAAGAAAGCUGCCAAUAAGAAGAUUGAUUCCAAGCAAGGUAACAAAACAGCACAAGACGUGGGACGCCGCUCUGAAAGCAAGUCUCCUGAUGCUCACAGAAGACUAUUGGUUCCUCAGAACGCCAUCAGACGACGCAGCCAGAGCCAGACAGCCAUCAGCCUCCCCACCCCCACAGUUCUGGAUCCACUGAACAAAAGCCUCAACAGCGCCAUCACCCACCUCACCUCUCCAGUGUUCGACAUGUUCACCGCAGCUGUCGGGUCGCCGCAGUCUCCGGAACUCAGCUCCCCAGACAGCCCGACCCCCAGGAAAACAGCCGAGGACAACAGCAUUGAACUCAGGAACAAAGAGAAGGAAGCCGACCUCGUGAAGAGAGCCCAUAGCUUCAGAAAUGCUGUCCGGGCUCACCCGGUUAUCUCAGCAGACUUUACUGAGAUAAUGAUGAGGUGUGGCAAGCUACAUGGAGCUGUCAGCAAGUCUGAGAAAGUAGAAGAAAAGUUACAGCCUGAAGAUCCUUUAGAUCUUCUUGCGCAUAACUUAAAAAACAUUGACGAUUCUGACGAUGAUCUUGAUGGUAAACUUAAAAAUAAGGAUAAGAAAGUCCUGCCAGUUAAAAAUGACGUGGAUGGUAUUGAAACAUACGAAAUUCAGCCUUUUGCCAAUACAGCUGAUUCUCUUAAGAGUUCAACUCCAAAGCAUGAACCUGUUAAAAAAGAAAGCGACCCUAGAGUCACUGAAAACACAAGCGCCACUCCAUUUAAAGCAAUCAGCCUACCCAAUCUGAACUACAGACAUGAAGUUGAAGAGAAUUCUGAAGUUGGGGAGGAAUCACAGAAAGAAAUGAAUGGGGUAGCUGGUUCAAGAAGCAGUGAAGUCCUUAAUGAUAAAGUCUCUCCUCAGAAAGGUCAAGGCCGGUUAAGCAGAAAAGAUUUAGUUAGCGGAAGGAAUUUAAGGAGAAGAGGCAAAGGCCAUGAAGAGGAGACUGAGGAAUCAAGUUCUAGAAAAGUUACAGCCUUCCACGAUUCCUACAGCAAGAAGGUGUCAGAGAAGGCACUUUUGAGAAACAAAGGACUGCGUCUGCCUAACACUUCAAAGCAUUUGUCGACCCCUGAGGUUCAGUUGAAACGAAACAGUGCAAGGUUAACAGAUUGGAACAGCGUUGAGAAACUGACAGACGGGUCAACGAAUGACCUGUCCUAUCUUAACGAGGACCCGUGGAUUAAAAACACGGAUGUAUCCAACUCCAGCUUGGACACACCCAACAGGUCAAAUUCUUUCUCCAUCAGCCCAUUGGCUGCCAACACUUCACGCCAGACCGCUCGGCCUAGAGGUCACUCUGACCUCACCGAAAUGUUCCAGGUCUCGGUAAAUAAAGAAAAUUUCGAUUGGAUGGUGUAUCUUAACAGAAACUCUUUCCCCCCUCGCAUGGACUCGUCACCAUCGCCUAUUAAAAUACAACCAAAGUCAGCAUUUUUAAAGGAAAUGCUUAACAAAGACGUAGAGGAUCGGAAAUCAAUAUCCAACCAGGUUCCAUACGCCACGCCCCCUAGAUCAUUCAUGACAGUAGAAAAUAUGAAAAGACACAGCUCUGAUGCUGAGAGUCGCUUAGGUUCGUCUUUCUUCAGAAAUAAAACCCCCGCACUGAAUGGAAGUAUGCCAUCGGGGGUCAGUGCAUUUGGGGGUCCACCCCUAGCUGUGACUUUGACCAAACCCGCUGCGUUUCACACUCACAGCCUAACACGUUCAAACAGCACGCCUGUCGCCAUGACAGGGUCUAAUCCGCAUGCGUAUUCACACAACAGCAGACCCUCCUCCAUGGAUGUGGAUAAGCUGAAAGAUGAAAGUAACAGAAUGGUGGCGGAGAUGGAGGAUUACAUCAGCAAAUCUUCUGAAAGUGUGAAAAGCCCAAACAAAUUCCCAACAUCUUUACCUGUUAUAACUGUUGAAGAAGAGGAAGCUAACAUAAAAAGACUGUCAGUUGUGUCGUCACUGUCAACGUCAUCUUACGACAGCCAGGACAGUAGUUCCAGCGACGGCAUGGUCGGCACUUUAAAACACAAGCUCAACGCAUGGGCUCAUCAGUCUGGGAUAAGACGGGACAGCGACUACAGCCACACCUCAGUACAGACUUCUGAUGAAGAGGAAGAAGACGAGGAAGAAGAAGAGGAUGAAGCACCUGCAGCAAAAUCUGUAGAGAGUUUCCAUUCAUCAUCUAAAGAUGCGAGCUCAUGGAAAGAAGAAAGGGACUUGGAAACUGUUUUAAGAGAACACGCACUAGGAUCUUCAUCUUUAGGGUCCCGUAUGGCUAAUUCACUACCACCACCACCCAAAUCUCCACAAAGUUCAGAGCCCACAACUCACGACAACCGCCCAAACAGCACUUGUGAUGUCAAAACUUUGGAACCAGCAACAUCAGUGGGUAACCAUGGUGAUGCUGCAGUAGAACCAACAAGGUUUUCACUGCCUGUAAGAACGGAAGAUGUUGAAGCCAUGAUGCUACCUGCCCUGAAACAUUGCGAGAUCGAGCAAUCUGACUCUGGUUUUUCUCUUCACAGUCACGACUCAAGUGCUAGUGACUCUACCCCUAACAAUGUUGACAGCGACCUUUACGUCAGUGAGGCGACCCCUGAACCUCAUCAGAACAAUGACGAUCCAGUCCUGGAAUUUUCAGAACCUUCUUCCAAAGAAGCAACUCCAAAAGUCAAACCUAAACUUGAUAAAACCAGAUCAAGAGACGAAACCGACAGUUUAAAACGGCAUGGUUCGUGGGAGUCUGUUGAUUCUACUGACAGUUUCUAUGAGCGGAGAUUAUCAGUUGCAUUUGAUUCUGUUUUUCAAGAUAAUCCUGUUAUUGUUGACGUGUACGAGGAUCCGCUACCUGUCAGUCAAGUGGAGUCUCCAGUUCCACGAAAAUCUAUACGGGAAUACGUCCAGCACAUCGAACAAAAAUUUAAGCCACAGGCACCAAAAGUGUUGGAGGUGAAACGUAGAGAACCUGGUGCCAUGAUACGUCAGAGGCUAGAAACUUUACGGGAAAAUGUCCUAUACGGCCGACGCAGUUCUAGCCGACAGGCCAGCGAAGAGCGUGAAAUCGGGUCAAGAGCCAAGUCCCAACCCCCUUCACAACAUCGCAACAAGCUGGCUUUUACCCUGGCAACUGACAACAGAUGCAAUGAUGACAUUAAAGUCUACGGCUUAAGGACCUCAAGUUCUCGUGAUAGUUUAUCUAAGUCAAUGGAUAACUUAUCCAGAUCCAGAGAUUUUCUCGCUAGGUCAAGCGACUCGUUGUCUAAAUCUAGAGAAAGUCUUCUCCUCAGGACAAAAUCCAGAGAAAAUGUUUUCCUGUCUAAAUCUAGGGACAGUUUAAACAUGGAUUAUUCCAAAAGACAUUUUUCUCCAACGAGCAACAACCCAGGUCAUGAGAAAGAUGCCAGCAGGUUCAUCUACAUGAACGCAGAAAGCUCCGGCAACCAAUUCAUCCACAGGGCGCGCAGCAACUCCGAUCAACCAGAAUCUGACUUAUCUGGCACCUUUGAAAACGCCACGCUGCAACCCUCAAAGUCAAUGUGUAGACUGGAUAGUGAGAGUAGUGAAGUGGACAACUUAGUCAUUAUGAAAGGUUGGGUUAGAUCUCUUAUUUCAAAAUUUCAAGAGAAGAAUUAAUUUCAACUUUCUUUUAACGGAAAUUUUAGUUCCUACUACAGAUAUCUACCUAUUACUGGACAACAUUCCGCAGCUACAUUACAGGUACUCUAUCUUUUGUAAUCCCUGGUUUACACCAUGGCAGUAGUUACUUAAUUUCCCAAAUGAAAUUCCAAAACAAUUUAUUCUUCUCAUCACAGCACCAGGUAAUAUUUGACUAGUAAUUAUUGUGAUAAUACAACUGCAUCUGAUUUGUUUUUUCUCUAAUUUUUAAAAUGCAUUUUUAAUUAAUAUUGUGUUCAUUUUAUAUUUUGCAAAUAAUCUUUGUUCCAUGUUAAUGUUUUUUAAACUAAGGAAACUAAUAGCAUCUUAAUACUGUUCAUUGUUUUACUCAGUAAUCUACACUGGUAACCCUUCACACUGAUAGACAGCCAUUUUGAAGCUAGGCAUCCCUCAAAAAAGAAAUAUUAAAAAUUAAAACUUUAAUCACUUUUUAAAAAGUAGACCUACAUUUUCUAGACACAGAGUUAUACAUGUAAUGUUUUGCAGUUGUUUCUGAUAUCCUUACUAGUUUUUUUUAGAAUGAUAAAUCAAUUAUACAACUGCAAAUUUUAAAUAUUGAUCUAAUUAAGACCAUAAUAGUCAAUGUAACUUGGACAUUCUUGAUUAUAUUCAGUCAUUUUUUAUCAAUUUUUUUUGGGACCAACUCCUGUUCAUGUGCGAUGUAAGACAAGUUUUUAAAAUGUAAAAAACUAUGAUCAGGGGUGGAGGAAAUUGUUCAUAUUUUUCUAAUUUUGUACAUCAUGUAAAUUGUUUUCAUUAAAAUUGUACAGUUGUUUUUAAUACUUAUCACAGAAUUGCAAUUUUUUUCUAAUUUAUUCUCCCCAAAGUGCAGUUUGAAUACGAUAAACCAAAUACGGUCAUAAAUGCAAUCCUAAAUAUUGUGCCAUCCUUUAGAAAUUUUUAAAAAUUAAGAGGGGAACUAAAUUUGACACCAACUUAUGUAGGUUAUUUACUCUGUUCUCUGUAUUUUGAUAAUAAAAUGUACAAUAUCAA
Messenger RNA from Physella acuta, 7633 nucleotides. RefSeq lists its product as uncharacterized. Gene Ontology annotation, molecular function: small GTPase binding; guanyl-nucleotide exchange factor activity. NCBI's taxonomy places the organism in Eukaryota, Metazoa, Mollusca, Gastropoda, Physidae. The record is from RefSeq and is a predicted model, not a curated record.